This is a messenger RNA of Pipistrellus nathusii (Nathusius's pipistrelle), 1050 nucleotides long. Lineage: Eukaryota; Metazoa; Chordata; Mammalia; Chiroptera; Vespertilionidae. The record is from the annotation of a GenBank genome assembly.
AUGAUCCGCUUGAGAGGGCCCCAAGCGGGUAAGAGGCGCCGCGGCCGCUGCGGGUCUCCCUCUCCCGGCUCUGGCGAGCAGCCGGACUCCUCUCUCACCUCGGACCCUCCAGGCCCGGCGCCCGGCUCCGCAAACUCUGGUGCACCCUCCAGGGUUGGGCUCCGCGGCCCCUCGGCUGCCGGCCGGCACGCGAGAAGAUUUGGCCCUACAUUUUGUAUUCCAGAAAUCCCUAGGAAUUAUCUAGAUAAGACAGAUGCUGUAAAGGCAUCAAAAUAUAGACAGAAUGGCAAGUUGCUGGUGUUUGAUCCAAAGGAAAAAGUGAUGAUUGAAGCAAAUGAAACAAUGUCAGAGAAGAAUGGAAGGGAGGGGGAGAGACAGAGAGAGAAAGACACAUCCAUUGACUGCCUCCCCCAUGCACUCCGACCAGGGCAGGGACCAGGACAGGCAUGGAGUCUGCAACCGAGGAAGGAAGUCUCUUCAAAAAAUAUUGAAAAGAAAGUCUAUUUAAAGAAUACUGAAAAUAGAGUAUCUUCAAAAAGUAUUGAACAUAAAGAUACAGAAACAAAUCUACAGUCAAAACUAUGGUCAUCUUCUUUCUUAAAAGAAAGAACAGGUGAAGUGGGCAAAGAUGAAGUCAUUGCAGAGCAGGAGAAAAAUAAUGAAAAUAGCCUUCAGGUUAUUAAUGAUAAGUUGUCCGAGUCAACAAAAGAUGAUGGUGAAGAUGACAGCAGUGAUGAAAAUAAUGAAGACAGUGACCCAAAAAAGGAUAUUCGUGCCCCAUUAGAGUUAAUGGCAGAAUUUCUGAGAGCAGAAAUGAGCCAAGACUACCAUUUGGCUAAAAAAUUAUGUCAGAUGAUCCUAAUCUAUGAACCAGAAAAUCCUGAGGCCAAGGAGUUCUUAACACUUAUUGAAGAAAUGUUGCUGAUGGAGGAAGCUCAAAAUCAUGAGGAAGAUGAGAAAGAUGGUGAAGACAGUAGCGGGGAGAGUGAAGGAGAAAGCAGUGAGGAGCCAAGUGAAGAAAGCUCUGAUGAAUGUGAAGACAGGCAAUGA